AUGGAGGUGACCACCGUGUCCCCCCCUGCCAUCUCACCCACUGAAGGAGAUGAUCUGUCUGAAACAGAUGUCUCCAGCAUGGCCAUACACAGUGUGACACUGCUCAUCUGCCUCUGGAACGGGGUUGUCAUCUGCCUCCUCACAGUGAAAAGCGGUAAUUAUCGCAUGUUUAACCUGGCUGUUGCUGACUUCCUCUUCCUUCUCUUCACAGUCCCCUCUGCCCUCCUCUUCCUGGUGGAGGAUGCCUCCUGCUCCUCUAUUGUGCCCCUACUGUACCAGAAUUUCUUUUUCCAGCUUACAGUGGUCUCCUACUACUGGGGGUUAUUCCAGCUGAUACCCAUGAGCAAUGUGCAGUAUAUAUACGUGUCCUGCAAGCUCUGCUGCCACUGGGACCUUCCCAAGCGCCUGUGGCUGUUGGUGAUCAGUGUCCAAUACUGGGCUUUCUUUGCUCUCUUCACUGUCAUUCUCACUGUGACAUUCCUGUGCCCAUCACACGAGCAGAAGCACUGUUGGGCAGCUCUCAUCUCCAUGUACACCUUCGUCCUGCUCUUCUUUGCUGCACCCCUGCUCAUUUCAAUCACAAGUGAUUUCAUUAAGGCCAAGUGUGGCUCCCAGCAGCAGCAGCCUAAGAGGCGUGACAUCGUUAUCCACCUCACUGCACUGUUAACUGUCAUCCUCAGCUUCUGCCAUUUCCUGCAGCAGCUCGGGUACAUCGUUGUGCCAUCCCAAUUUUUUUUCCUGUUCGCCAGCAUCAACAGCAGCAUCAAACCCUUCAUCUGCUUCUUGGUUGGUAGCUGGAGGACAGACAACUCCAUGCAGAACUCCUGGAGGUCCUGCUCCAUGGCGAGCUGCUGCAAGCACUGUACAGUGGGGGCCCUCAGGGAUUCCCUCCAGAGGGUCUUUGAGAAGCAGAAAGAAAAAACUGACCACAGGGAUGAUGACACCAGGGAUACAGUGAUCUGA
Molecule: messenger RNA, 963 nt
Organism: Melospiza melodia melodia
Lineage: Eukaryota; Metazoa; Chordata; Aves; Passeriformes; Passerellidae
Product: mas-related G-protein coupled receptor member A6-like
Biological process (GO): G protein-coupled receptor signaling pathway
Cellular component (GO): membrane
Molecular function (GO): G protein-coupled receptor activity
Source: RefSeq, a predicted model, not a curated record